AUGCGACGGGCUGGCGAGCGCCUCCUACCCGUCGGCAUCGGCCACCCGUGGACCACGGAGGGCAGGGGGGAGGCUUGGCUCGGGGUCGGCGGCGCGCUCGAGGACCUGCCCGACAGCCGAGACGAGCAGGCCGCCGAGCGCGUCGCGAUGGUGGUGGCGGGGGACACCGGCGCCAGGCUGGCAGGGGCGGUGGCCCUCUGGGCCGGCGCAGCCCUCGACUGGGAGGCAGACGCGGGCGCCUGCAGCGACCGCGACGCCGAGGCCAGGGAGAAGGGCAUGCAGGAGGCAGGGAAGCACGAGCUGCCGGCGGUCUCCCAGCCCCCGCGGAAGGCCAUGGUGCCGCAGCGCGGCCUGGUCGUGAUCUCCGUCCCCGAGAAGCUCGCCAACCUGGGGCCCGACGUCCAGGUCCUCGGCGAGCUCCAGGAGUGGAUUCACAGCAAGCUCGCGGGCUGGCUGGCCCACAGCGCGCGUGCCAACUACGGCGAGGCGUGGUCCAAGUCGCUGUGGUGGUGCGCUAGGCGUGGUAUUCCCCCGCUCCUCUCGGGCGAGAGGAAGCGACAGGUGAACGAGGGCGAGGAGGUACUGCUGCGCUUCACGGGCUACCUCGGCUGGCCGGGCAAGGGCAACAGCGCCCUCCUCAGCGCCCUCUUUGCGUUCCAGGGCGGCCGCGUGCUCGCGGGGGGCGGCGGCCCGCUCGCUUGUCAAGAAGCUCAUCGCGGUCCUCAUCGACUCACUGCAGAAGGCCCGAAGGAGGAACGCAAGCUCGGCGCUGCCCCACGCGUGAUGGCGCGGCUGAAGGGCGAGCUGGCACCGGCACCGCCGAAGGGGCCCAGAGGCACCACGCGCGGCGACGAGGCCUCCGACGCGGUGGUCUUCUGGGCAACUCUCACGACGGGCUUCUUCUACCUCUUUCCGGCCAAGGAGAUCGCCGACGGCGGCGGCGUCGACGAGCAGAUGUGCCUCCGCGGGGUGGGCGUGGCACUCCACGACGAGGGUGGCGGCUCAGCCCCACGUGGGCUGGGCAAGGCGGCGAGAGCGCUGGUCACAUUCCGGAAGGCGACGACCGUCCAGAGGGCCUUCGGCGCGUGCAGGGUGCAUCACCGGGCCAACGUCGAGGUGUGCCCGGUGGCGGCGUUGGAGCUCCGGAGGGGGCUCGCGCCGGAGCGCUUCGCCGAGAGCGCGGAGGGGCGUCGACACCUCUUCCGCUGGAGCAGCGGGGAGGUGGUCAAGAGGGAGCAGCUGCAGGCGGCGCUGCAGCGUGCGGCGGCCGCCGAGGCCCCCCCCCCACGGCGCUCCGAGUCGCGCGGCCUCCGCGUCGGGGGCGCGCCGGCGCGGCGCCGCGCACUGGGCGACGCCGUGGCGGUGAUGCGCUGGGGUCGCUGGAGCAGCGCGGCGUUCCACGGCUACCACUGCGAUUCGGAGGAGCAGAGCUGGGGCGUGGCGGCGACCGUGGCACGGGGCGUCGCCACGCCCCGCGCAGCGUGA
Prorocentrum cordatum is the source of this 1485-nucleotide messenger RNA. NCBI's taxonomy places the organism in Eukaryota, Dinophyceae, Prorocentrales, Prorocentraceae. The record is from the annotation of a GenBank genome assembly.